This is a messenger RNA of Debaryomyces hansenii CBS767, 972 nucleotides long. RefSeq names its product lactoylglutathione lyase (gene GLO1). The coding region runs from base 1 to 972 and encodes 323 amino acids. The transcript has a single exon. The record is from RefSeq and is a predicted model, not a curated record. Lineage: Eukaryota; Fungi; Ascomycota; Pichiomycetes; Serinales; Debaryomycetaceae. Gene Ontology annotation, molecular function: metal ion binding; lactoylglutathione lyase activity.
AUGCCUUCAUUCAACAAAUCGUUUGUGAUGAACCACACAUGUCUUCGUAUCAAAGAUCCAAAGGUUUCAAUUCCAUUUUAUACCGAAAACCUAGGUAUGAAAUUGAUUGCCACCUUACCUUUCCCAGAUAGCAAAUUCACAUUGUACAUGUUGGCAUAUGACAAUGGAGACAAUAACAAUGAUGUAAGUUGGUCUGCGAGAGAAGGCGUACUCGAAUUGUGCCAUAAUCAUGGAGUUGAAAACGAUGAAUCCUACACAUUGAAUAACGGUAACGGCGAGAAAUUCAGAGGAUUCGGGCAUAUCUGCGUUUCUGUUGAUAAUAUUGAAGCUGCUGAAGCUCAGUUUUUAAGCAAGGGGGUUAAAUUCCAGAAAAAAUUAAGCGAUGGUAGACAAAAAAACAUCGCUUUUGCCUUGGAUCCAAACGGAUACUGGAUUGAAUUAAUCGAACAUGGCCAGGGUAAAGCUUCCGAUAAGACCGAUUCUACUCAUUACAAACUCAAUCACACAAUGAUUAGGGUUAAGGAUCCUAAGAAAUCUUUAGAUUUCUACCGUAAUGUUUUGGGAAUGAAAUUGUUUUCGACUAGCGUUCAUGAAGGUGCAAAGUUCACCCUUUACUUUUUAGGUUACGAACAUGAUGCAUCUUUCAAAGAAGACACUCUCUCAAGAGAUGAACAAUCCAAGAAACAAGGCUUGAUCGAAUUGACCCAUAAUUGGGGUACUGAAUCGGAUAACGACUUCGAAGGCUACCACAACGGUAACUCUACUGAGAAUGGUGCUAUCCAAGGCUACGGACACACCUGUGUUUCCUGUAGCGACCCUGGAAAGUUUUGUAAAGAGAUUAAUGAGGAGUUUGGUGAAGCUAAUAUAGAUUGGGCUGUUCAAUGGGGUAAAGGAGGAAUAAAGCAACUUGCUUUCAUUAGAGAUCCUGAUGGAUACUCCAUUGAAAUUAUAAACUCCGUAUUUAAGCAAUAA